Messenger RNA from Penicillium atrosanguineum, 1683 nucleotides. RefSeq names its product putative isoamyl alcohol oxidase. The transcript is spliced from 2 exons. The coding region runs from base 1 to 1683 and encodes 560 amino acids. The record is from RefSeq and is a predicted model, not a curated record. Gene Ontology annotation, molecular function: FAD binding; oxidoreductase activity. Lineage: Eukaryota; Fungi; Ascomycota; Eurotiomycetes; Eurotiales; Aspergillaceae.
AUGAAGGCUUGGUUGAUAUCUCUCUGGGCUUUGGCCUCCACUGCGGUCGCGGACCAGUGUCACUGUCUGCCCGGUGACGGCUGUUGGCCCUCCACCUCGGCGUGGUCUGCCCUCAACAGCACCAUCGGCGGUCGUCUGGUCGCUACUGUGCCCAUUGGUACUCCCUGCCAUGCCCCGACCUAUGAUGCGGCGGCCUGUGCGGCCCUCAAGACCAACUGGACUCUGCCCCAGACGCACCUGGAGUCCUCCUCGUCGGUCAUGCAGACCUUCUUCGCGAACCAGAGCUGUGAUCCCUGGACUGCUACCUCCCGCCCUUGUGAACUCGGCAACUAUGUCGACUACGCCGUCAACGUCUCCUCCGCGACUGACGUCGUGGCCGCUGUCAAGUUCGCCCGCAAGAACAACAUCCGUUUCGUCAUCCGCAACACUGGCCAUGAUUACCUCGGCCGUUCAACCGGUGCCGGUGCUCUUUCGGUCUGGACCCACCACAUGACCGAUAUUGAGUACAAGGACUGGUCCAGCGAGACCUACGAGGGUCCUGCCUUCAAGGUCGGUGCCGGUGUCGUCGGUUACCAGAUCCUCACUGCUGCGCAUGCCAAGGGCCACGUCGUCGUCACCGGCGAGUGCCCUACCGUCGGUCUGGCCGGUGGCUACACCCAGGGUGGUGGCCACUCCGCUCUGAGCACCGAGUUUGGUCUCGGUGCCGAUAACACUCUGGAAUUCGAGGUUGUCACUGCCAAUGGCACUGUCGUUACGGCCUCGCGCACGGAGAACUCCGACCUCUUCUGGGCUCUCAGCGGUGGUGGUGCCGGUAACUAUGCCGUCGUCCUCUCCAUGACCGUCAAGGCUCACGCCGAUGCCACCAUCGCCGGUGCCAUGGUCGAGUUCACUGCUGCCAACAUCUCCACCGAUACCUUCUUCCAGGCUGUCUCGGAGUUCCACUCGCUCCUGCCUGCCAUGAUUGACUCUGGUGCCACCGUCAUCUACCAGAUGACCGACGCCAUCUUCCUCAUCGACCCCUUCACUGCCUACAACCAGACCAAGGAAGACGUCCAGAAGACCCUCACCCCCUUCUUGAACGCCCUGACGGCCCUCAACAUCACCUACUCCGCCACCUACACCCAGUUCGACUCGUACUACGAGCACUACAACACCUACAUGGGUCCCCUGCCCUACGGCAACCUUGGUGUCUCCGAGUACCAGUAUGGUGGUCGUCUGAUCCCUCGCGAGACCUUGACCCAAAACGCCACUGCCAUGGCCGCUGCCCUCCGCACCAUCACCUCGCAGGGCGUCAUCGCCGUCGGCGUCGGCAUGGAUGUCUCCAACCCAACCAACGUCUCCAACGCCGUCUUCCCGGCUCUCCGCAACGCCGCCGUCACCAUGCAGAUCGGCUCCGCUUGGAACGAGACCGCCCCCUGGAGCAAGAUGAUCGAUAACCAAUGGAAGAUGACUGACAAGUACAUGCCCCAGCUCGAGGCUGUCACUCCCCACUCUGGCGCUUACCAAAACGAGGCCAACUUCCGCCAGCCUAACUGGAAGCAGGUCUUCUUCGGAAGCAACUACAAGCGUCUGCUCGAUGUCAAGCGUCGCUGGGAUCCUACUUCCUUCUUCUAUGCUCUCAAGGCCGUCGGCUCCGAUGCUUGGAAUGUUGAGAAUUCUGGCCGUAUGUGCCGUGCUCACUAA